AUGGCAGCGGACAGCAGCGCGGCUCCCCAGCGAACGCCGAGCGCUGCCCCUCUCAAGAGGGCUGUCCACAAGAUACGCAUGGCCAGCCUGGUGGUCAGCGUGGCACAAGGCUGGCAACAGUGGGCCUCUGACCACCACGCAAAGCAAGCCCAGGAGCCCUCUGGAUGGGUGCCCAGUGCGGAAGGCUCAUCGGCUGAGCCCGCAGAGGAGAGAGCCGUCGAAAAGCAGCCGCUUCCACCUGCCACGAGGGGCCAGGGAAACGAAGGCGACAAACCGGAGGUGAUGAGAGAUGCAGAAAAGAAUGCAAGGGAGUCAGAUGAAGCCCUCAAGAAGUUCAGCAUCAAAAGCAAAGAGGUGACCAAAACUGUUGUAAGCAAAGCCUACGAACGAGGAGGUGAUGUCAGCCUCCUCAGUGAAAGGUACGAGAACAACAGCAGCAGCCCAGGGACAACCAAGCUCAACGAACCAAACGCCAUCGACAGGAUGCUCAGCAGCAGGCUGUCUCCCACCAUCAGGAGGAAAUGUUCUAACGUGGUGUCAGAGCUGACCAAGGGCUGGAAGCAGGUGGAACAAGAGGACAGAGAGGCGGCUAAGGGAGACCUGUUGCUCAAGUCUCAGGAGGACAGCCUGGACGCAGAGGACAGUGGCUAUGGGGAAGCGGAGGACAAGCUGGAGCAAGACGACAGCGACCGAGAGGUGCCAGCUGUGAGGAUUAAACGACCUGUGCCACCUCUCUCCAGCAGAGCAGGCCAGGAGGCAGGCAGCAAAGCCGCCAGGAGGUGCAGCGUGGUGAGGGGCCUGAAGGGCAGGUGGCAGGAGUGGGCCGAGCAGCACAUGGCCGCGCAGAGGCUGAACCCCUUCAGCGAGGACUUCGACCGGGAGCUGGCCAUGGCCUCGCGCCUGCACAAGGGAGACGAAGGCUACGGCCGGCCCAAGGAGGGAACCAGGACGGCCGAGAGGGCCAAGCGAGCCCAGGCCCACAUCCACCGCGAGAUCAGGGAGCUGUGCCUCAUCAUCGAGUCCAUGGCCCGGCCGCGGCCCGACGGCAAGGUGCAGGUGAGCUUCGGGGAGCUCUUCGAGCGGUACGUGCGCAUCUCGGACAAGGUGGUCGGCAUCCUGCUGCGCGCCAGGAAGCACGGGCUGGUGCACUUCGAGGGGGAGAUGCUGUGGCAGGGAAGGGAUGACGACGUCCUCAUCACUCUGCUGAAAUAG
Molecule: messenger RNA, 1212 nt
Organism: Pogoniulus pusillus (Red-fronted tinkerbird)
Lineage: Eukaryota; Metazoa; Chordata; Aves; Piciformes; Lybiidae
Gene: ABRA
Product: actin binding Rho activating protein
Exons: 2
Coding region: 1-1212 (403 amino acids)
Biological process (GO): positive regulation of transcription by RNA polymerase II; positive regulation of Rho protein signal transduction
Cellular component (GO): sarcomere
Molecular function (GO): actin binding
Source: RefSeq, a predicted model, not a curated record